AUGACAGACCUGUUUGAGCAGCAACCAAGUACAGGCUUUUUUAGUCUACGGGUCAAUAAAUCAACUUUCCUCAUCAUCGAAGACGAUUCUUAUGGUGAAGAACCUUACAUUUACGUCAAGCUAUAUCCAACCCACGUUCUCAUAACCGACACUGGCUGCAAUUCUCCCCGCAAGAAACAGCGCUCCUUAACCUCUUUGCGUCAAUAUUUAGAGAACUAUCCUCUCCCAAGUUAUGGUGGGAAAUGUCUCAACCCAGGUGGCGAGAAGAAAUACAUAAUAAUCUGUUCGCACUGUCAUUACGACCACAUCUUGGGGAUAACCCAGUUAUUGGAAGUAGAACCGACCAUUAUUGCUUCGAACUUCGAGCAGUCUUUUAUCCUUGAUGGGCUUCCAACACAUUCCCUCUGCAAAUAUGUAAAUGUUCCGACACCUAAAUACAAAAUCUCAAGAUGGGCCGGUCACAUGGAGCAUUUGUCCAUUGAUGACCAUCCAUUUAGAAUUCAGUUCCUACAUGUUCCAGGCCAUACACCAGACUCACUAGCAUGGUAUGACAUUGAUGAACACCAUCUUUACGUUGGAGACACUUUCUACGAACGCAAACGGGCUGUUGAAAUUCCUGGCAUACCGGAUAACGCAGGUCAGGUCCCAGGAUUGCCAGCAACUCAAGCUGCGAUCAUUUUCCCUGAAGAAGGUGGCAAUUGGAUACAGUUCAUGUCAUCGCUCAAAAUGCUCUACUCGUUUGUAUUGUACCGGAAUGCUGAGCUUCGUCGCCAGCACGGAUCGAAUCAUGCCCCGACCCCAAGGGUCAAAGUUGGAUGUGGACACUUGACAUACAAUGCAGAUGCCGAAUGCAUGAUUCACGAAGUACAGAGUCUUUUUGAAAGAAUCAUCGCGGGGAAAGUUCCAGUCACAAGCAGCGGGGAGAAGCGGGGAGUCAUUCACGACUUCUGGCUUGAACACGAGGACUCACGAUACAGCGUGAUGGCACCUAGACACCUUGCUACGGAAGCCAGAAAGUACUUCCACAAGACAAUUAUAUAG
Molecule: messenger RNA, 1041 nt
Organism: Cadophora gregata
Lineage: Eukaryota; Fungi; Ascomycota; Leotiomycetes; Helotiales; Ploettnerulaceae
Exons: 1
Coding region: 1-1041 (346 amino acids)
Source: RefSeq, a predicted model, not a curated record